Hypoxylon fragiforme is the source of this 3794-nucleotide messenger RNA. RefSeq lists its product as uncharacterized. The record is from RefSeq and is a predicted model, not a curated record. NCBI's taxonomy places the organism in Eukaryota, Fungi, Ascomycota, Sordariomycetes, Xylariales, Hypoxylaceae. The coding region runs from base 395 to 3769 and encodes 1124 amino acids. Gene Ontology annotation, cellular component: Rpd3S complex. The transcript has 7 exons. Gene Ontology annotation, biological process: regulation of transcription by RNA polymerase II.
UGGAAAGUUGAAGGUACAAUACAGUACAUGUUGCCCAGUGCUGUACCCGUGGGCUUUUUUUUUUAGGUAGUGUGUUCGCCCCUGGUCGUGGCGGGCGCCGUCCACUCCGAAUUUUGGAGCUCUGGAAUCUCGCAUAACCCUCCCUUCGCCCUACCGCGUAGGACAAACACCAUCACAGAAAAAGCGCGACGAAGAGCCCCGUCGAUAGAAUUCAUCGACGUAGAAAACUGCACGAUUGAUUCACACGUUGUCGCGCGGGCUGGUGAGAAGAGAGGCAAACGAACAAAAGGGGUGUGCGCUCCCCCCCUCCCCUAAAAUCUCAACAGAGAGAUAAAAAAGAAGGAAACCUUAGGAAGAAAAAAAAAACAUACAAGAGCUACGGUCGCCCACUACAAUGUCCACAAACCACAGAGCCAGCCGAUCCCGGUUUUCGAGCCCUUUACAUUCGAGCUCGCCUUCCGGACACAAUAGAGGAUUUACUAGUGAGGGUCAAAGAUCAUUCAUGCAGCGCUGGCUCGAACCGCCGAUACAGAACAAAGCCAGUUUCCAGGAGGCAGGAUUGAUCAGAGGCGGAGUGGUCGAAAAUAUGGCACCUCUCGGUACGCUUCCUAAGGCAGCCAUGCAAAAAAAAUCUCCUCUUAACGGAGAUCCGUUUCCACCUCCUGUCAAGACUCGUAUUGUUCUUAAAAAACCAUACAUCGCUACUACCACAACAGCACCCGAGAAAGCGCCACGCGUGAGAGACGCAUCGCCUAAUGAAGAAAUGAAUACAGAAAUGGAUACGACCGCUGAUGUGGAUGCGACGCCGUUGUCGCCCUUAUCUCAGCCUCUACUGCCCACUGUCUUACCACUAGAUGACGGAGCAGAUGAUGACUACGUACCGCAAAACCCCAAGUCGCGACCAUUAAACACCUCAGUAUCAAUCUCAGUAACCCCCAACAAUACGCGUCGCCACUCUGUCCGCCGACGAAGUGCACGGCCCAGCCCUACCCCCAUGUCUUCUCCCAUUCACCCACCUUCCCCUCCCCGUUUUCAUCCACCCCCUUCCACUCUUAACCGCGAACCUGAUAAGGACCUCGCAGACAAAGUUGUGGAGGCAGCUGUAGACGAAGCUCUGCGACAUUACCGCUAUCCUACAGCUUGGGCGUUGCGCUUGCUCUAUGAUGAGCAUUCAUCUGAUCCUCAUUUUGUUUCUAUGAUUGAGGACAUCUAUUAUCAACGCGCAGACCCUGACACUCUCAAAGAAUUCAACAAGCUUGUCUGUGAUAAGAAAAAAGAGGGAAAGGUAGAUAACAAAGGCUGUUACUACUUUGUGCCUCCUUCUACCGGCAGUGGCUUUACUCCUCACAAGCCCAAGACUGCACCGUACGAGGACAUGAUCAAACUGGAUCUCAGUGUAUUUCACGACACUCCGGCUGAUGAUCACGUCAGCAAGAAGAUCAAGCUAGAUAAUGACAGCAUCGUGAAUGGCAAUAGCAGCCCAGUUAAGAUCAAUGGAGCCAACGUCAACAGCCAGAAAGGUGGCACGACCAGCAAGUCGCCUAGCAAAGGAAAGAAGAUGCGGACAGGAUCAGUAAGCAGUUCAUCGACACUGUCAUCAGUUCCAGACGAUGUCCCGGACGACUAUGAAGAGUAUAUGGAUCAGGUGGAUGAUGAUCUCGGUGUCGCGCGUCCCAGUUCGAGUCCCCAUCCCCGUAUCAAUCCUACUCCCAUGGCUGCCGAGCCAAAUAAUGCACAAAUCCCGGCAGACUCGACCCAGCCAAUCAGCAACCAGAAGCAGAAACCCGCAGCCAAAAAGAAGAAUGCAUCUCUCAAGCAUCCCUCUUCACAAAACACUCCUCGUCACAACCUUCCAACCAGAGACUCCAGCAUGCCUUCUGCUAUUUCCCAUCCCACCACUCGUAACAAGCAGCAAGCAGCAAGCACUGGCCUGAAGAGCAGUCUUAAGUUUGAUAGCAGAUUUGGAGAUUUGGAUGAAACUGAUGAACUUACUCAGAAAAAGCUGGCGAAACGACUCGAAACAAUCAGUCUUACCAAAGAUUCUACUGAGAACAGCUUCAUUCGCGAACCUUCGCAUUUGGAAGAUCAAGAUCUGUCCUUUGAGCUGGCUGUGCCACCUCCACCACCAGUCGUUGAGCAGAAUCGCUUAUCCCGCACUCCAGCCCUGAGUACCCGAGCUGCCCGAGCUGCUAAGCGACACAACGAGGAUGUUGACGAGUCCAUCUCGCCAAUUGCAUUAUCAUUCAAGGCUGAUCUAGAGCCCCCAUCUUCGACGCGCAACUCGCGGGCCGCGACGCCUGCCAAUCUACGAUCUACCAAGAAACCCCGAGCAGGGUUACGCGUGAAAAAUUCACCGAUGAAGAAAAAAGGAACGUCUGCGGGAAUUCCUCGCAGCAACGGGGAGCGACCGAGCCCUAUAGGCAACAGUUUGGCACAUAAUUCAGACGAGAAUGAUGACUGCUGUUACACUUGUGGCGGCAAUGGGGAGAUAGUGUGUUGUGACGGAUGCCACUAUUCAUUUCACUUCUUGUGCAUCGAUCCCCCAAUGGACGGUGAGCGCAUGCCGGACGAGUGGUAUUGUAAUGAAUGCAAGCAUAAUUAUUAUCCACCCUUUGGCAAGAAUGAGGGCAUCUUUGCCUCCCUACUCGACACCUUGGACCGAAAGAAUCCUAGAUCGUUUCGUCUUCCUGAAGAUGUCCGAGAGCAAUUUGAAGGUGUCCGAACUGGUCCUGACGGCGAAUACGAGGAGAUUGCACCUCCCAAGCCCAAAUCCAACAAGAAGGGGGCUGAGGAACCUUUCGACUUUUAUCGAGUCAGAAAUGCUGAUUCGCCUGUCUUGUGUCAUCAUUGCAAGAAGGGUGCCUCGGAAAGCCGCAUGAUUAUUCCUUGUUCGGUGUGCGGGCUUCACUGGCACCUUGAAUGUGUUGAUCCACCUCUGGCUAUACCACCAGUCCUUCGAACCUGGCGUUGUCCGUGCCAUCCAGAAGAUAUGCUCGAGCAGACGCUCGCCCCGGCACACCGGCACCGCAAGAUUAAGGAUGUCCCAGCCAUCGAGCAAGGUUACAGUAGAGGAUUGCCCAACAACGGCUUCAUAGAAGUCGACAAUGAUGAUAGCAACGAUGAAAGUGAACACGGUUGGGGCAGACAUGUAAAUUAUGGCCGCGUUCAACGAGUGUCCGAGAAAGGCAUAAAGUUAGACUUCAUCCAACGUGUCCGUCAGAAUCGCAAAUAUCGACAGAGUAGCCAUCCUUAUGGCCAGCGUCCCGCUCAAGCCGGCGCAACGCGCCCUACCCCCACACCUCUCAAGGCAGCAACCCUCGAGGAGCAGCAAGUGGCCCUAAAUCUUGCCCAGCUUUCUCGAAACCAGGGUGAUGGCAUGAGUCAAUUGCAUCAAGCUCUGAUCUCUAACGCGAGCCCCGCAAUGGUCUCUAUGAUGGCAAUGGGAGACGCCGAGCGCAUCGCAUCCGGUAAACUAGCUACAGUCGAUGUUGCCUCUCUUCGAGCCAUGCUCACUCAAGUCGAAUGCCUUACGCAGGGCAUUCGCGAAGUCUUACAAAGCAAAACCGCCCAUACUCCAGAGACCGUCGCAGGUAGCGAGACCCCUAAAGCGACACGGUUUGAUGCUCGCUUACCCAAUGUCAUCCCCGAAGAUGACAAUAUGACUAUUGUUGAAGACGAUAAGUCUAGCACUGUUGGGAAUAGUGCUUCUCACGACUCCGAGGCCGGCAGUGGCAAACCAGACGAUAGCUCUGCCAUGGAGGUCGACUAAGUCUAGGUGAACCCGUAUGGUCUAG